Molecule: messenger RNA, 7407 nt
Organism: Ylistrum balloti
Lineage: Eukaryota; Metazoa; Mollusca; Bivalvia; Pectinida; Pectinidae
Product: period circadian protein homolog 2-like
Exons: 22
Coding region: 286-4284 (1332 amino acids)
Biological process (GO): circadian regulation of gene expression; negative regulation of transcription by RNA polymerase II; entrainment of circadian clock by photoperiod
Cellular component (GO): nucleus; cytoplasm
Molecular function (GO): transcription cis-regulatory region binding; transcription corepressor binding
Source: RefSeq, a predicted model, not a curated record
UGUUCAGAACUACGUCUCUAUUGAAAUGGACAUUUUGCAGAUUCUAAGUUCGAUACAAUAUUGUGAAAUGUAAAUAAUUAUGAACGAAUUUCCAGAUACCAUUGAAAAGACUCUUAUGGACCGGGUGACAUCGGUGACAGUUCUGUGAAAGUUGUUUUGGGUUGGUCUUAAUGCCCAUUUAUGUACGUUGCCGUUGCACACAAGAAGAAUUAUGGUCCUUGUUCAUUGCUGCUGCAAUAUCUAUUUUUUACCUGAAGAAAAAACCCAUCACAGAGUGUUACCACCAUGGCUGGUGAACCGGAUUCCAAUUAUGGCUCAUAUUGUUUAAGCACUGUCCAGAGUAGCAGUAGCAGUAUCAGCAUGUCGUUAAUCGAGAGUGAUCUAGUCGAGGACCAGCCGUCCACCAGUGGAUGCAGUAGUGAACAGCCAUACACUAAAAGAUUGGCACUGAGGAAAAGUCGUAAAGAGCAAGUGAAGCGCUACCUGAAAGAGUUAAAGGGACUUGUUGUUCAGCCUGAGGGUAAUAUUGGGACGCUUUCUGCUCUCCAACAAGUUGUCGACACAUUCAAACAAAUCAAAGAGGAAAAAGAAUCUUCUUCUAAACUUGCAAAGCAAGAAAAUGAGUUUAAUUUGCCGUUCGAUGAACAGGAUGAUUUGAACUCACAGUGUCUCAACCAAAAGGAAGCAUUAUUUUUCAAUCUGAGCUUCCCAAACCUUAACAUUACUGCAGUAUCCAAAAACAUAGUGGAGGUAUUAGGUUAUCCUGAGCCAGAUUAUCUUCUUGGAAGGGAUAUUUGUAACUUUGUCCACAAGAAAGACAUUGUUACGAUGAAUAGCAGCAUGUCUGUUCAUCAGGAGUUUAAAGACGAGGACAGUCCUAGUAGUGAUGACAAUGAAGGAAGAUGCAGCCUCCAGAUUCAGAAAAAACUGUUUUACUUUAGGCUAAGGAAAUACAAGGCACUGCCAGGUGGAUUCAGACUUUCUGCUAAGGAAACAGAGUUCCAGACGUUUCGGGCAACAGUUGUCCAACAAUCAAACACAGUUGAUCCCUUACGCAAGAAAAAAAAGUUAUCCAUUGUACUGAAAUGCGUGCCUGUGAAAGCAGCAUAUGAAGUUGAUGACAAGUCACAGAAUAUGACCUUCUCGACAAGACACAGUCUCUUCUGUAGCUACAGUCACAUUGACUCCAAGGCUAUUCCACUGUUGGGAUUUCUCCCCCAGGAUGUUGUUGGCAUGUCCAUAUUUGAUUUUUAUCAUCCUGAUGACAUAGAACUGCUGUAUGGAAUCUACCAACAAGUUGUCAACACAGAGGCCGUGCCAUUUCCAUUUGAAAGUCCUCCAUUUCGGUUCCGGGUGCGUAAUGGAGAUUGGGUGUAUGUAAAGACAGAAUGGUCAAGAUUUGUGAAUCCCUGGUCCCAUAGAUUGGAGUUUGUCAUUGGUCAGCACACAGUUAUCAAGGGACCGACCAGAACAAACAUAUUUGGUCCAAUGCUGAAUGAUGAAAUGAAUGUCAGUUUGUCCGAUAAUGAUGCCACCCUGAAACAAAGGAUCAGAGACUUGCUACUUAAGCCUUUGGUACAGGUACAGAUUGCCACACCCACCCCAAGUGUAGAGAAACAUAGGCAUGCAGAAGAUAUUCCGUGGACAGACACAGAAGAUCCAGUCAAAGACCAGCUCUCCAUUUCAUAUGUGAAUGAUUCAAGUACAAGCAGUUCUGUGUCCACUAACAGAGAAACUCUGACAUAUGAUCAUUUGAAUUAUACAAGCAACAUCAAGAGAUUCCUGUUUAGUCAGAAAAACACGAUUUUCUCUCCGUUCUCUGACAAGAAGAGUGCUACCUCAACAGAGGAGGACUUACAGGAGACUUCGUCAUGUGACUCUGUGUUGGAGGUGGACAUAACCAUUCCAAUGCCUCCCAGUUUUGGUAGCAGCACCAAGGUGCUGGUGUCGGAACAGGAGCGGGAGGAAAGCAGUCUACCUAAUCAGCUGGACUGUGAAAUGUCUGUACAACCCAAAAACAUCACUACUGUACCAAUUAGCUCAACACCAAACUCUCCUAGUCUGUUCAUCAACAAAGACAUGGAACCAAAACUGAUGCCACUGGACAAGAGCAUGCCACAGGACAAGAGCAUGCCACAGGACAAAAGCAUGCCACAAGACAAGAGCAUGCCACAGGACAAGAGCAUGCCGCAAGAAAAAAGUAUGUUUCAAGACAAGUUCAUGCCACAAGACAAGUGCAUGCCACAAGACAAGGGCACAGUGCAAGACAAAGGUAUUUCGCAUGACAAGGGUGUGUUUCAACGGACGUCACUGACACAGGAGGUGCUCUGGAAACACACACGCAGGGAGGAGACUUUGUUCUUAGAAAAUGCUAAAGACGAUACCAGUUCUAUGUCAUUCAAACUGAAUGGAAAACGACUGCAUUCUCUGGACCCUAGCAGUGAUAACAAGUGGGACAUUAUCAAGACUAUCAAAAUACAGAAAAAACAGCCAGAGGAGAAACCAAAAGAAAGUGAGAACAAGGGCAGUUUCCAGGAACCAACAACUAGUGUUCCAUUCAGAAACCCUAUGUUUAUGCCUAUAAACAGUGCCAUGAAUGUGUAUCAAUCUCAAGGGAUGCCAUUUGCACCAAUGGACUCGGUCAAUAAUCCUUUCAAGUUGAAUAUGAGUGCUCCAACAAGCAUGGCGACAAGUACACCUAGUACAACAUCCAACAACAUGCAGUGGCCUUACUACCCACAGUCAGGCGUUUCUUUCAUUCCCCAAGUCAUGGAAGGGUUUUAUCAGCCAGGGACUGGAGCUUUCCAACCAAUCAGCAAACAAAAUGUACCUGUGUCACUGUCGAAAAAUGUACCACAUUCGGUGCCAAGUAUACCGUCUGUUGGUCUGUCUCAGUCUAUGAUUCAUGUCCCAGUACCAAAGAAGAGAUUUAGUCUCCAGCAGCCACAAGUCUACACAAAUGCACCAACAGAUGCAGUUAGAAGUAGUUUAUCAUCCACUCAUUCUUCCUCUAUGGAGGAGACAAGCUCAUCACUCUUGUACAUGUUGGAGUAUGGUAGUCCCAACCAAAGCUUCACAAGCUUAGAGGAUGCUGACAGACCUAAAAGGAUGGAGGCGCCGCCUUGGCUCAAUGGAAUCCAUUGGUCCUCUCCAGUUCGUAUGCGAUACAACAUACCAAAAAAGAAGCUGGCUAAAACAUUGCAGGAAGAUCGAGAGGCUUUGAGUAAAUUAAAUCAGCCAGAUCUUGUUUUCAAUCAGAUGACUAUGUUUGAGGAGGAGUUGGACCAGGUGACUCCUCUGCUUGACAUGUUUCAGGAUGACACAUUCUUGAUGUCUCCAGAUACAGAAUUAGAUGACCAGAUGCUAGGAAAUUUUGAGGAUCCAAGUGAUGAUAGCUCUAGCAAAUCAAAAACUAUAACCCCAGAAAGUGCAGAUCAAAGCACACCAAUUACAGAACGUGACCCUAAGAUGGAUGAAAAUAUCCAAGAAAAGGAUCAAAAGUUGGAAGAAUCUUUUUCCAGGAAUGAAGAAGAUUCCCAAAGAGUGUCUGAUAGGGAAUCUUUAAUUGACGAUGAUUCCUGUUGUUCAAAGUGUAGUGACAUGACACCGAGUGAUGAACGAAGUGUUGAGGAAGCCGAUAGUUCCCUCAAAGAAUCUGACGAAUCAGAUGUUGGCUGUACAGUAAAGACUUUUACAUCAAGGGCACCUGAAAGUCCUUUGAAAAUUAUGGAUUCCAGGUUUCAAAAGUUUUUUGCUCCUGUGCCGUUUCAUUUUGCAGACUCAAAAAAAGAUGGUCCACCAUGGAUCACAAAUGCCAUAGUGAAUCUUUAUACAAAAGUGAAGUACUGCAUAUCACCCAAAUCAGUUGAGAGUUCUUUAGCUGAAGAUAGACGGAGGUUAAAGGAAAUGCCACAGCCAGAUUUGGUAGUUCAGCAGUUGAAUCACUUCAUUGAAGAUAACAAUAUUUUACAACUUAAAGGAUCAAAAAGUCUUUUAUCAAACUCUUCAUCUGAAAAAUCUCAACAGACGUCUGUGGACCUUGUAUCAGUGUCGUGUAGUCAGUCAUCAUUCGAAUCGCAACAAGAACAACAAUAUGGAAAUGUGUUGAGUGAGGGUCAAACAGAUAACUUAAUAACCGAGACACUUGUGAAGUACAUGUUUCCUAUUGAACCUGGUACGACUCCGUUACCGAGUAUUACUGUACCUUCAUCUGUGCAAACAAAUAGCACUCAUACCAUCAACAGUACCAUUGAUUCAUUCGGUCAUGAAAACAUGGAUAUCUAAUUUAACAUGCCAUUGAAACUCUUUUACUGACGAUAAUAUUUAAUUGAGUAACAUGAUAAACAGAUUCAUUUUGAGACAAGAAAAACAACAUGGUGUUGAAUAUUGAAGAAAAACAGCAUGGUGUUGAAUAUUGAAGAACGGUUUAUAUCAUCUGCAUAAAGUACAUAUUACUUGAUGUUAACAUUUGAAUCACUUGUCUUAAAGACAAUAAAUACAAAACAAAAUUUUCUUAGAAAAUUGCUUCAUUUAAUCGCAGAUCCACUUUUAAUUUAUGUGGAUUCAAAACUUUGUGAUUUAGGAUGAUAAGUCUGACGAAACGAAAAGGGCAAGAAGUAGGUCAAAUGUUUUAGGAAUAGGUAAUUGGUAGUUUUAUAUGUUGUAAUGUGAAUAUACCCCUUUAUUUAUUUUUCCUUUUUACCAAAUAAGGAAACCUUUGUAAUUAAAAUGUAUUCUUUUAUGGUAAAGUUUUUACCAAAAAAUAUUAAGGGCAAACAAUGUUGUGAUUGUAUAUGUUCCCACCCAUUUCAUUGUCUAUCUCUCGCAGAUUUAGACCCCAAUUAAGCUGUUGAAAGAUUUUUCCUGGAUUAUGAUACUCUUUACUGUCAACAAAUUUUAUGACACUUGUUACACAUAAUCUCAACUUAGGCAGGUGUGUGCUUGGGAUUAAUUUUCCACAUAGGAAAUUUCAUCAGGGUCCUAUUCUAUAAUUUCUUUAUAUCAAAAAGUUAGCCUGUAGUUGGUACAGUUCUUGUUAGUGCUAUCAUUGGACUGGUGUUCCCUUGAGCAAAAGUAAAAUCCAACUUGAUCUAUAAUAUACCAUUUCCUGAUUGAAAUUAAACUCCUGGUCCAAUUUUAUUGAAAUUUUGCAGAAACUUUCCUUUGCCUAAGAUAACCAAAUUUGUGAAUUAUACAGUCCCCACCCCAUAGGGGCCGGAGGGAUGGGGGAAAAGGGAUCAAAUUGACUCAGAUUUCAAAACUUUUCUUAUCAACACCAGCUAUGGUAGAAUCAAAUUCUCAUCAUGAAUGGGAGCAUCUUAAAGUGCUUUACCAAAAUUGUGAAUUUCAUGGCCCCAGGGUCUCGCAUUUCACCAUGGGGAGGGGGUAAAGUUUACUAUAGUUGAUAUAGAGAAACUAGAUUUUUUAGCAUAAUUUGUUUGAUUUCCAAUGGAAAUAUUUCAAAAUUAUGAGUGAAGGAUGAUGGCUUGAAGGUAUGUCCAGAUUGAUCAUGACUGACCCCCAGGGACUGAUGGGCAGGGCCUAAAGGGGUCAAAUUGACUUUAAUUCAAAAAUCUUCUUCUCAACACUGCAGUAUGGUAAAGUCAAAUGCUCUGUAUGAAUGAAAGCAUGGAAGGUGCUUUAAUUGCCAAAAGUGGGUCUCACAUUUCUUCCUGGAGAGGAAGUUUUUAAAACUUUACUGUAAUUUCAUAAAAAAAUUGCAUUUUUGAGCUUAAUGUUGGUUAUCUCCCACUAAAAACAACUAUGUAAAAAAUAUCAGUAUAGGAUGACAGUUUUGAUGGUAUACAUGUAUUGGCACUGGCUUACUAAAUUAAGUGUCACAAUUUCUGUCUAAUGACACUUGAUAACUACCCUUUAACCUUCAUAUUCAAUAUUGCUCAUCCCGGGUGACCGUCAAGGCCGCUAGGCCUCUUGUUCCAUUUUAAAAAAUCUUUGAACUUCAUGCAUUUUGUCCCAUGUGCAAUUUUCUGGACAUCUAUAGAAAUCUUUUAUAAAGAGUUGCUUUGAUCCAUCCGACUAUCACAACAUGGUAGAAGAUUUCUAUAGAUUGUUACUCUCUGUUAAAUAAUGCUGCAUUUGUAUUCAUGUUUGUGUCGUUGAAGUGUUUCAUGAAAAGGUUGAGUUAUCUCAGAAUGGAUACACAUUAAAGUGCUGUAAGUUGGAUGUAAGCAACACUUCUGACACUAUAGAGGUAUACAGAUAUGCACCAGAGAAUUAUAAGCAUUGGUGCAAGCUACACAAUGUGAAGAUUGUCACGAUUAUGGAUUUAAAGGUCACAGAUGCAAGAGAGUCAUGAUAUGGCUAAUUAUCUCAGAAAUUAUUGAUAAUUUCUAUACAAAUAUACAUUUAAAAAUUUCAUGUCUUUUCCAGGACAUCAGGUCAAAGGUCAAAGGUCAUUGAUGCAACCAGUUCUAAAAUGGCCAAUUAUCUCAGAAACGAUAGGUAUUGUCUCACACUAGAGUACUGCUAGCAUUGAUACAAACUACUCUUUGUUUGAGAGAUUCCAAAGUAUAUGUUUAUGGUCAAAGGUCAUGUAUGCUCUUGAAAGAGACAGUUUUUUUAAGUGAAAAUAUACAUUAGAGUAUUGUAAGUACUGAUGAAAGUUGAACAAUUACAAAGUUCUGAGUGUCAUUUGGUCAAAGGUCAAAUGUCAUGAGUGCAUUCUUCAGUGACGGACAUUCCUGAUAUUGAUUAAAUAUUUUGCAUACAUUGCACAAAAUAUUUUCUUACAUUACUACAACCAUUUACAUUUGCUAACACAAGUUCAACUCUUUUUUUUUUUACCAGAGUUAUUUCCCUUGAUAUUUUCCAUAUUUCUACUGACUGUCUCAGCCUCAUUAGGGGCAGUUAGCAGCCAGCACAUGAUGGGGUAUUGGCUAUCCCCUAAGUGACAGUUCCAGUUGUCAGUGUUGUUGGCAGUGACAGGGUAUCAUAAUGUCAAGUCUUGUGUAAAGGAUGUGUCUAGUCAUGUGUAAAGGAUGAGUAUUCUUGUAUGUUAAUAAAUUGUUUCAUUACAGCCAUUUUAAAGGUGCUCAAGUGGUCUUUAACGUCUCUGAAUCUCCCAUUCUUCACAUCUAAGCCAUAAUUUGUUAAGAUGCUGUGCUGAUACAGGUGACUGGGUGAGGUGAAUGUGUCUUCAGGGUAAGGAGCUCAAGGAUCCUGCAGAUCAUUUCAUUCCUAUAUUUUUUGUUUUUUUGUUUUUUUUGAAAGAGUUUAAUUUAUGAAUCUGAGAGUACUUGUAAUGACAGUGGAAGAGAUUUGAUUGUGCAAUAUCAAGAUUUGUUUUGUGAAAUGAAAAAAACUUUGAAUUCCCUUGCUGUUUUGCGUAUAGUAUGCUGUACCUAUAUGAAUUUAUUAUAAAUAAAAAGAUAUGAUUUCUUGCAACAA